AUACUACACGAUACUGACCCGAAAUAAACGCCAUAUAUUCCAUACCACUACCCAGCAUUAGCACCACGUCUUGACCACCCAAAUUCCAGAUCCCUGGCAUUACAGCAUCACCGCCUCGGAAAAAGAAACACCUCCGAGCAUCCCAGCCAACAUUCCCACCAGCCUCGCAUUAUCUUGGGCCUAAUCAACCCUGCGUUGCACUAAACCACUGAGGUCCAAUAUCUUAUCUCUCUAUUUUCGCCUAAAGCGCACUCUUCUUACGUCUGACUCUGCACCAGCUGGCUGGUUGCUCUCGCACACGCGCCACCAUGCGGUUACAAUCAAGCGUCUUCUCGUUCCUCUUCGCCGGCCUUGUCACCGCGACAGGCUUCGACUGCGCGCAUAUCAACCUGGACGGCAUUAAAUACGACCUGAGUCCACUUGGUGGAGUGCAUUCGUUAUACCACAUUGAGGAGACGGAGGAUUAUGUCGUCAACACCACCUACGUGCUGAACAUCUGCAAUAUCCUGAAGGGGGCCGCUAUUCGGGGGAACCUCAAGUGUGGGACGUCGAAGAACAUCUGUGGAUUCGAAUACAGAGACGCCGUCGAUGGCUCCGAUAGCGAAACGAAAGCGUUCCCCAUCGCCGGUCUCGACCACCUAGGACAUGGCGCCAAAGACCCUGAAAUCACACGGUUGAAGCAACUCGAUCCCGACCGCGAAGGACUGAGAGUGCGACUGGGCGGAGGCCAGUAUCUCGACGACAAAAAGACUAAGAAGGAUGCUGGUGCGGUGAUCGAAUUUCAGUGCGACCCCACCAGGUCCGGUCUGGAGGGCAUUUCGACAGAGGAGGAUACAGCAGAGGAACAGCUAAGGGCGAAGGAAGAUGGAGACGAGUCCGGUGAUAAAUCGCGCAGUUUGCGGUUUCAGAGCUUCGGGCCUGCAGAUAAUGAAUCCUACGUGCUAAAACUGGACUGGAAGACCCGGUAUGCGUGUGACGACUACCUGAGUAGCAAGAAGGGCGGGUCUUCUAACCAUUGGGGAUUCUUCACCUGGUUUAUUGUCAUCCUCUUCCUUUGCAUCUCCGCGUACCUCAUCUUCGGCUCGUGGCUCAACUACAACCGCUACGGUGCUCGGGGGUGGGAUCUGCUCCCGCAUGGUGACACAAUCCGGGACGUGCCGUAUAUCUUGCAGGAUUGGUUUCGACGAGUGGUGAAUACUCUUCAAGGGACAGGGUCUAGGGGUGGAUAUAGCGCUGUGUAGUUUCUUUGUUUGGGGGUGAUAGUUGUUAGACGAUUGCAUGAAUUGAUGUUGAUAUUACCUUGACGCCCAAUUAUGCAGUUCGCGUAGUUUGUAGAAGCA
Aspergillus ruber CBS 135680 is the source of this 1340-nucleotide messenger RNA. RefSeq names its product autophagy-related protein 27. The record is from RefSeq and is a predicted model, not a curated record. NCBI's taxonomy places the organism in Eukaryota, Fungi, Ascomycota, Eurotiomycetes, Eurotiales, Aspergillaceae. The coding region runs from base 309 to 1241 and encodes 310 amino acids. The transcript is spliced from 3 exons.